AUGACAGGAAAAUUGGUAUUAACCCUAGCCAUCUUCUUCUGCAUAGAUUCAUCGGUACAAUGUUAUGUCGGAGUAGGCAACGAUCCUCUGACAAGACACAUCCGUUCUCGUCGUUCCAAACCGUCAUUCAGUUACGUAACUGAAGGGGAUUUGGACGGCGUUGAAUAUUCGCCGGUGUAUAUUGGCUCUCAAAAGGGAUUAAAGGAAGCAAAUAAAAUUGUCGCCUUGCCGGGGCAACCAGAUGGAAUUGAUUUCGACCAAUAUUCAGGUUAUGUAACGGUUGAUCAAAAAGCAAGCCGAGCGCUGUUUUAUUGGCUUGUUGAAUCACAGAACUCCUCUUCCAAGCCUCUCGUACUUUGGCUAAAUGGAGGCCCUGGUUGCUCGUCGGUUGGGAACGGAGCAUUUACUGAACUUGGUCCGUUUCGAGUUAAUAGCGAUAGGAAAACACUAUGGCGCAAUCCAUACGCUUGGAACAAUGCUGCCAAUAUGCUUUUCCUGGAAUCUCCGGCUGGAGUUGGAUUUUCAUACUCGAACACCUCAUCCGAUUACCAUACCGGAGACAAGAAAACUGCGAAAGAUUCCUACACAUUUCUAGUGAAUUGGUUGGAAAGAUUUCCCGAGUACAAAACUCGUGAUUUCUUUAUAACUGGGGAAAGUUAUGCUGGACAUUAUGUACCUCAACUAGCUCAACUUAUCCUUAAAAAUAACAAAAUCACUAACCAAACCGUCAUAAACCUUAAAGGGAUUUCUAUUGGGAAUGCCUACGUAGACAUUGAAACGCAAAACCGAGGAACGAACGAUUUUAUUUGGUCGCAUGCAUUGAUCUCGGAUGAAAUCUACCACGGCGUAAUUUCAAACUGCAAUUUUUCCUCAAGAUACUAUUCAUCAGAUGCUUGUGCAAAAUUCCAGAAUCAAGCAGAUGCAGUUCAAGGAAAAAUUGACCCUUACAAUAUUUAUGCUCCCGUUUGUUUAUCUUCCUCACAACCUCCUCCUUCGAGGCCUGAUCAAUUCGAUCCGUGCAUCAAUUACUACAUCUCGGAUUACCUAAACACUCCGGCAGUGCAACACGCAUUCCAUGUAAACAUCACCGGAUCACUACCUGGUCCUUGGGCUAGUUGCAGUGACCCCAUAUUUGAGAACUGGCAGGAUGAGCCAGACUCAGUGUUAGAAGUCAUCAAGAAAUUGACUACAAGUGGAAUUAGAGUAUGGUUAUACAGUGGAGAUGCAGAUGCUGUAGUGGCCGUGACAACGACUAAAUACGCAAUACAGAAGAUGAAGUUUUCGGUCAAAACUCCUUGGUACCCUUGGUACGACCAUGGCGAGGUUGGUGGUUAUGUAGUUGGAUAUGAGAAGAAUUUCACUUUUGUGACAAUAAGAGGAACAGGGCAUUUCGUCCCAAGUUACCAGCCAGUUCGAGCUCUCACCAUGUUCACUUCAUUUUUAGAGGGAAAACUUCCACCAUCCAGCUAG
This is a messenger RNA of Oldenlandia corymbosa var. corymbosa, 1470 nucleotides long. Lineage: Eukaryota; Viridiplantae; Streptophyta; Magnoliopsida; Gentianales; Rubiaceae. The record is from the annotation of a GenBank genome assembly.